Messenger RNA from Oppiella nova, 741 nucleotides. Lineage: Eukaryota; Metazoa; Arthropoda; Arachnida; Sarcoptiformes; Oppiidae. The record is from the annotation of a GenBank genome assembly.
AUGGGUUUGUCUGAUUGCGAUGAAGUGCGAGAGUUAUGGAAAGGUGCAGGGUUCACUAUUGUCAACAAUGUGAACGAGGUAUUCAUGAAACUAGAUCCGCAGGGCUUACUGGUGGCUCAGGACCAAGAUUCCGGAAAAAUCAUUGGAUAUUGCGGUGCAGUCAAUGUCGCCGAAGAUUUUGCCGUUAUUGGCGGGUAUUGUGUGAAACCCGAGUACCAGGGUCAUGGUAUUGGGAAUAACAUUUGGAACUCGGGAAUGGCACACAUGGGCGACCGGAAUAUUGGACUUACGGCCGCCAAUACGAAAAUGCUUGAGAUAUACAGAGAUCGGCAUCAUUUCAAAUGCAUUCGUGAGCCCAUCCUCUAUAUGAGAGGGGAACUGGCGUUAGACAGGGAUCUCAUCGAUUAUAUCAAAGGCGUCUCUUUGGUGGCCAUCAAUGAGCACAAUGUCCGCGAUGUCUGUGAAUACGACCGACAAGUCUGCGGUUUAGACAGAAGUGUAAUGAUUGAGGGCUUCUAUCAAACGGCAGAUAAUUCCCAGAAGUUAACCAACGUGGAGAAAUACGCCUGUUGGCAGUUUAUCGUCUCGACAACCACCACAAAUCACAAAGCGAUACAAUUGGCGAAGAAAUUGGGAUUAUCUGAAGGGAUGGAACAGAUGGCAGGAUAUACCAAGGUGAUACCACAAACUAAUGUGGCUAAAAUGUACAGUUUAGGCAGUACUAUGUUCUAUGUACUCUGA